UAAUUUGGUACUUCGUGCUUAUAAUGCUAAACAAAGAUUGAGAAUAGCGUUUUGUUGGAACGUCUCUCUCUCUCUCUCUCUCUCAAGCAAGACUGUCGUUUUGGUUAUUUCUGGAACAAAAAAUGGGCGUGAUCUCUCCUAUUGAGACUCUGUUCUUCAAAUCUCAACAUCGUCUUCUUCAACCUCGAGAUUAUUCCUACCCAGUGGUUUUCCACAACACUCGAAGAAUUACAAAUUUCCCGCGCAACAGCUUAUCAUUUUCUUCUCUAGGAUCAUAUUCUGUAGAUUUUCCACUAAGAAGUGCCCCGAUCUCACAAAAUGGUAGGUCGAGUUAUCCUUGGCGGAGACAUGUCUCCGAAUCUGAUUCAAACGAGAUCUACACUAACAAGGUUUCUAUCAUGGAAGCAUUAAAGCAAGCCAACUCUUUUAUUCCUCAUGUGAUUCUCUCAAGUACAAUCUUAGCUCUUCUCCAUCCACCUUCUUUCACAUGGUUCAAGCCAAGGUUCAGACCAACGUACUUUGUGCCUGGAUUAGGGUUCAUGAUGUUUGCUGUUGGAAUCAACUCUAACGAACGAGACUUUCUUGAAGCACUUAAAAGACCAGACGCUAUUUUCGCCGGUUACAUCGGACAAUACUUGAUAAAACCACUCUUAGGUUACAUUUUCGGCGUAAUCGCUGUCUCUGUUUUCAAUCUACCUACUCCUAUAGGUGCUGGAAUCAUGUUGGUCUCAUGUGUUAGUGGAGCUCAGCUAUCGAAUUACACAACUUUCUUGACCGAUCCUUCACUCGCACCGCUUAGCAUCGUCAUGACAUCGAUCUCAACCGCUACCGCAGCCAUUGUUACACCUAUGCUUUCUCUCUUACUCAUUGGUAAAAAGCUUCCCGUUGAUGUGAUUGGUAUGAUCUCUAGCAUUCUCCAGGUCGUGGUUACACCUAUUGCCGCUGGACUACUUCUGAAUCGGUUAUUUCCAAGGUUGUCUAAUGCAAUCAAACCAUUUCUCCCGGCGUUAACGCUUAUUGAUAUGGCUUGUUGCAUCGGAGCACCUCUGGCUUUGAACAUAGAUUCAAUCUUGUCUCCGUUCGGUGCAACCAUUUUGUUCCUCGUCAUCACGUUUCAUCUCUUGGCUUUCAUUGCUGGUUACUAUUUCAGUGGUUUCUUCUUCAGCAAGGCACAUGAUGUAAAAGCCCUACAAAGAACAUUAUCAUAUGAAACAGGAAUGCAAAGUAGUCUUCUCGCUCUUGCCCUCGCGACAAAAUUCUUUCAAGAUCCUCUCGUUGGAGUGCCUCCAGCAAUCUCUACAGUGGUUAUGUCUCUGAUGGGUGUCUCGCUUGUUACAAUAUGGAAAAACAGAAAGGAGUAGUGACAUUUGUAUGUUGUUAAUGGUUGGAUUUUCUAAUUGUUUUUGUAAUGACCUAGUUGUGUUUUUUCCUUUUUAAUUGGUUCUGAUAGAACACCCGGUUAAGUAACCAAAACAGAGUCGAUAAACCAGAGAACAAUACGAUUGUUUAUACUCUUCGGUCUUCAUGUGUAAGACUUGUGAUAUGGUUGAGACUUUCAUGGAACCAAUGUAUCAAGCAUAUUGUGUUCAUGCGUAAAUGGAUAUUGAACUUGCGAUUACGUAAAGAAAAUAUAAUUACUUCUCGUUUCCCA
Molecule: messenger RNA, 1651 nt
Organism: Eutrema salsugineum
Lineage: Eukaryota; Viridiplantae; Streptophyta; Magnoliopsida; Brassicales; Brassicaceae
Product: probable sodium/metabolite cotransporter BASS5, chloroplastic
Exons: 7
Coding region: 123-1361 (412 amino acids)
Cellular component (GO): membrane
Source: RefSeq, a predicted model, not a curated record